Anopheles aquasalis is the source of this 1504-nucleotide messenger RNA. RefSeq lists its product as uncharacterized. Lineage: Eukaryota; Metazoa; Arthropoda; Insecta; Diptera; Culicidae. The record is from RefSeq and is a predicted model, not a curated record.
ACAACGUAACUGCCCAUUUGUGGCGCCAGCGUGCCACCAAUACUUCGAUGCAACCAUCGCAUUCCAUCUCCAAGAUCAACCAGUAAUCGUUUAAGCUUUGUUUCUGAUGGACGUUAUGGACGCUAACUUGUGUUUAGAUUUGGAUAAUAUUGUUCGGAAUAUAUGUAUUUCGGGCAGAUUUCAAGAGAUUCCGGAGUUUUCUAAUCUUGUUAGUAGCGACUUUAGAGCACGAGUUCGUCCAUUCAAUACAACCCGUGUCGGUUACCUAGGGGACCACUUUCUCCUGGAGCUCAUCUGUAAUCCUCGUCCGCACUGUAACGAACACAUACCGGAGUUAUUCUUUCAGGUGCCGGGGAUGGUGACACCGCUGUUUCUCAAAACAACGCCAACGAAAAUACCGACGCUGCAGCAGUACUUGCAGUCGAUAGGGACGGCUAGCAAGGAAGCAAGCAUGUAUCAGGAGCUGCUCCCGAAAAUGGAAGAGUUUUCUCGCUUUGCUCCCCGUUGCUACUAUGUCGAAACCAAGGCCAACUAUACGCUCGUGCUCGAGAACUUGCAAACUCAAGGUUUCACCAGCAUCGCCAGCGACUCGAUGGGUAUCUUUGAUCGUCAGCAUUUGGAGUGUGCUCUGGUUGCGAUGGCCAAGUUCCACUCUGCUUCCCUGCUGCUGGAAGCGAAAACUGGCCAAAGUUUGCCCCAGCUGGCACCCGGUGUGUUGGAUGAGAAUGCCUGGAAGCGUACCGAGAACAAUCCACGCGUGGAAGAGCUGAACAAUGCUAUCAAAGUGUUGUUGGAGCUGGUGAAGGUGACCGAGCGGGACAAUCCAGAGUUGCCGUUUAUUCUAGACCGCCUUCCACCAUUUGUCGAACAAAUCUACGAGCUGGUGAAGCCAUCAACCGAAUACAAAAACGUUGCCUGUCACGGUGAUCUAUGGGCCAGUAAUCUUAUGUUUCGUUACGAUGAUGGCGACACCGUUAGACAGCCGGUCGAGUGUUUGAUUAUUGAUUUUCAGUUCGCACGCUAUACACCGCCGGCAUACGAUGUAAACAUGCUCAUCACGCUGACUACGACCGGAGAGUUUCGCCAGCAGCACUACUCCGAACUGAUCAACUUCUACUUCAACCGCUUGGAGGAAGAACUGGCCAAACAUGACGGUCAUAAUCUACUGCCAAAGAAGGAGGAGUUUUUAGCAUCCUGCACCAAGUAUCGUACAUCCGCACUGAUUGAGAACUUUCUGAUGAAUCACGUGACACUGUUGCCGCGAAGCAAGGUGGAUCAUAUCUUUUCCUCAACCGAGUGCUACGAGGCAUUCAGUGGAAAAGCCAAGAUCGACAUGUGCUUGGAGGUGCUGCGUGAUAAUGCGCCAUACCGUGACCGCAUUACCGGUAUCAUACGUGACCUAAUUGCAGCACUCUAAAAUAUCUUUAUUUCGAAACACUGACACCAGGGGGACGGGGCUUUACGCUAAAAAUCAAAUAAAUAUUCGAUAGUCUCGUUGACUAUA